Molecule: messenger RNA, 1918 nt
Organism: Galendromus occidentalis (western predatory mite)
Lineage: Eukaryota; Metazoa; Arthropoda; Arachnida; Mesostigmata; Phytoseiidae
Product: triokinase/FMN cyclase
Exons: 8
Biological process (GO): glycerol catabolic process
Cellular component (GO): cytosol
Molecular function (GO): glycerone kinase activity
Source: RefSeq, a predicted model, not a curated record
AUGAGCGAAACUCGCGCCCGACCUAAAGUUUCCAAUCCCGGUAAAAAUGUCGUCCGGGAGUCGCUCGAAGGCUUAGUAGCCCUCAAUCCAGGACUCCGCAUCCUCGAAAAUGAGAAUUCUAUAUUCCGACACGACUUCCGGCAGCAUGUGGCCGCGGGCAAGGUCUGCGUCGUCUCAGGUGGGGGCUCGGGUCACGAACCAACAUUCGGCGGCUUUGUCGGCAAUGGCAUGCUGACAGCCGCAAUCGCGGGCCAGGUGUUCACAUCCCCGCCUCCAGGACAAAUACUGAACACCCUGCGAAAGUUGGCCUCGGCAGCUCCCCAAGGAGCUAGACAUGGUAAAGGUCGCCUAAUGCAUUGGGAAUUCCGGUCUUCGACUUGAACAUCAAUGGUCGCACCGAUUCUAAGCCCGAACGCCGUCUGCAAAUUCCGUUUCUUUUUCGCAGGCGGGAUCUUAGCGCUUGUUUUCAACUACACCGGCGACAGGUUGAAUUUCGGGCUCGCGAUCGAGAGAUUCCGCUCCGAAUUCGGCGAAGAACGUCCGAUCCACAUGGUCAUCAUCGCCGAUGACGUUGCCACCGGUAGGAAGCGUGCAGGUCGUCGAGGUUUGAGCGGCGGGGCCCUAGUGCUGAAGAUUGCCGGUGCCAUGGCCGAGGCGGGGAAGAGCUUGCAGGAGAUUCAAACCGCUCUGGAACAUUUCAAUAGCACAACCCUCGCAAGCAUAGGUGUUUCGCUGGGAUCCAUCGCUCUACCGGAAUCACAUAGCUUCUUAUUCGACCUACCGGUGGGACAGAUGGAAUUCGGCCUCGGCGUCCAUGGCGAGGCCGGAAUCAGACGGGUGGACGUGGCAAGCUGUGACACAAUCAUAUCCUCGAUGGGAUCCAUGCUUCUGGAGUCCAUCCAUUUUGGAGAAGCCGAAAAAGCUGUUGUGAUGGUGAAUAACCUUGGUGCUAUGACGCAACUCGAAAUGGGUAUCGUUUGCAAGAACGUAGUGAGCUUUUUCGAUUCCCGAGGGGUAGACGUUAUCCGACUUUACUGCGGACCUUUCAUGACCUCCCUUGAUAUGGCGGGUUUCUCUUUAUCGUUGUUGAAGCCUGCCACGGACUCGCUCUCUUGGCUGGAUGAACCCACGAGCGCUCCAUACUGGUUUCAACCCUACACAACGAAAAACUGCAAAGAUCGUUUGGACUCGCCGUGUUUACCUCCGGUUUCAAACGAGCAUCACAAGAGACGCCAGGGACCAUCAUGCAACGACUUCGAAGCCAUCCGCAUUUUGAAACUCGCACAAUCUGCUGUGAAUGCAAUUAUCGCCGCCAAGGAUUCAUUGAAUGAUCUCGACUCCGGUUGCGGAGACGGUGACUGCGGUUCCUGUCUCUCUGGUGGCGCAAGAGUGAUCGCGGAUAUCCUCGACAACAACACUGAGUUAUUCAGGCAACCGGCCGAGGCCUUUAUGCAAUUCGCGUCUGUUGCCGAGAAUAUUAUGGGCGGCACCAGCGGUGCUGUCUACUCCCUCAUGUUCCAUGGUAUCGCAUCGAGAAUUCGCGCUAGCGGCUGCGGGGAGCUCAGCAUUUCGCAAUCACUCGUGACAGAAUCUUUACGUGCCGCUACGAAGAAAAUCAUGGAAUACGGAGGAGCGGCGAAGGGUGAUCGAACAAUGGUGGACGUCUUGCUGGCUGUUGUCAAUAGCCUCGAAUCGGGACAGAGCUGCGUGGAAAUUCUAACAGCUGCAGAUGAAGCGGCCAUCGAAACUGCCAAGAUGAGUGCCAACGCUGGAAGGGCGAGCUACGUGAGCGAUGCUCUAACCGCUGACAGAGAGGAUGCUGGAGCUCGCGCGGUCGCUCUCUGGGUCGGAGCCAUAUGCAAAGACGCUUGCGUCUAUAAUGAGACAAGGGUUUGAGAGAUACACGACUCGACCAGCA